This is a messenger RNA of Andrographis paniculata, 1196 nucleotides long. RefSeq lists its product as uncharacterized. Gene Ontology annotation, cellular component: BRISC complex; BRCA1-A complex. Bases 209 to 997 code for a protein of 262 amino acids. NCBI's taxonomy places the organism in Eukaryota, Viridiplantae, Streptophyta, Magnoliopsida, Lamiales, Acanthaceae. Gene Ontology annotation, biological process: positive regulation of DNA repair. The transcript is spliced from 3 exons. The record is from RefSeq and is a predicted model, not a curated record.
AAUUCGAGCUUGAAGCGGAAUUAAAGAGCCUAGUUUAAACCACAGGUAGUUCGAAAGUCGAGCUUGUAGAAUAGGUGAUGGCAUGUUUAAAGAGUUAGUUCGAGCUUCGACCUGUCUUCAACUCGGGGUUGAAACUGGCAAUCUUCUGAAAUGACUAAAUCGCCCUCCCAACCCUCCUAACGGAGCAAGAGACGAAAAACAGUACACCAUGGAAGUGAAGAACUUCGAUCCCCCGCCGGCACAUGACGGGAGCGGCGGCGCGUACACUCUUCCAGCUGGUAGAUUGUCGAGUGAGGACAUUCUAUUCUGCAUCGAUGUAGGUCCCGAGACGUCGGUGGAGAUGAAGGUGAUCGGCCCCAAUGGGAAACCCUACACGAGAUUAGAGUGCAUAAAGCAGGCGAUAACGCUGUUCGUCCACGCUAAACGCACCAUCAACCCCGACCAUCGAUUCGCACUCACCGCCCUGUCGAAAUCCACUUACUGGCUCCGGAAGGAAUUCAGCAGUGAAGUUGACUCUGUUGUUGCUGCUUUGCGAGACGUCUCUGUGGAUGCAUCAUCAAGUCUUGCAGAUCUCACACAGUUAUUUAGAAUAGCGACUCAUGAAUCGAAGAAAUCUCGUGCACAAAACCGGAUUUUCAGAGUGAUCUUAAUCUACUGUAGAUCAUCUAUGCCACCACAAUACCAGCUGCCGACAACUCUGAAGCUCUUCACUCUGGACGUUGUGUACAUUCAUGACUUACCCGGACCUGAUAAUUGCCCACAAAGAGUUUUCGAUACCUUGGUCGAGGCACUUGAGAGGAUAAGUGAGUACGAGGGUUAUGUAUUUGAGAGUGGUCGAGGUUUGACACGAUCUAUAUUCCGUCACAUGUGUGUGCUCUUAAGCCAUCCCCAGCAGCGCUGCUUGCAGGACGACCUCGACAUACCCAAGUCUUUGAUAAAGAGAUCGCCAGUCCCAGAAGCAGCACAGGCUGAAGGCAGUGUCAUUGCUAUCCAGUGAAUGAAAAAACACUCAUCAUCAAGAAAACAGACCUUAUGUAGUGAAAAUUGUGUUUUGUGUUCUAGUCUUGUUGGUUUUUACUGUAGGAAGUAGUUAAGAUGUGUGUGUAUUCAUGAAAUUGUCUUGUGUUACUUUUGCAGUGUACUUUCUCCAUUUUAUUAUCAAGGCCUCCUACUGAAUUGAAUGCUGUUAGACUAAA